AGGCGUCCCCUCGGGCAGACAUUUUGCAUUCAGAACAGCUCGAGCCCAACAACUGGCUUGUUCUUCUAUGCUGCUCCUUUGCUGUGCGUAGUUGUCGGCGCCUGUGUUGGCCUUGUCGAAAAGGCGUCAUCUCUCUGUGUGUGUGCGUGUGUGUGUACUAUUUCGUCGUGAAUCGAAACGGGGGUGGGGUUUGAAAAAAAAAUUUCGUGCUGCCCGUGCGUGAGAAGAGACGCCCCUGAAGAAGAGAAGACCCGUAAAUUCCCGUGCUUGGCCGUCCCAACCACGGCCCCUCCAGGGACUCGUGGGUGAUAAAAAACAUCUUUCGGACACACGAGAGACAAAAAAGAAAGAUAACGGAGCCGAAAAAGAGACGCUAAACGUCGCCGUUUUGGUGAUUCAAACGGCGCCUCGUAGGCGCCGCUCCGCUGUGGGUGAACUGCUGGUGCACCACCUUCGUCGCUGAUGCUAGUGUGACGUCCGUGAAAGACCCCCCCUCCAUCAAACGACGGAAAAAUACAAGAGAGGAACACCAUGGCCGAACGAGGGGACGAGCUGGACUCGUGGAUUACUAACUGGGAGCGACAGUGUAUCGAGGAAGUCGAAAGGGCGCCCGAUCUGGAGAGUCAGAUACAGAACGAACGCGACACUUCGUCGCAGAAGCUGUGGCUGCUGUUUCAAAAUUCCGCCACCUGCGUAGCUCAGCUGUACAAAGAUCGCCAGCACGGAGUUUCACUUUGGGUACCCUUCCAGAAUGCGGCGUCUAGCGUCACCAAUCUCUACAAAGAGUGCCUGGAGGCGCAGCGGCGGGUUAGCGAGCUGGGCUUCCAGUCGGGCUACCAGCGCCGCACCAAGGACCUGCUGGCGUGGGCCAAGAAGCGUAAGCGCCACAUUCGGCGCGAGGACCUGCUCGCCUUUCUGUGUGGCAAGGCGCCCCACCACCACCACCACUACCAUGGCUGGGCCUCGCCCCGGCCCCGUCUCUCCCUCGAGCCCCGGGUGGCGGCCACUGCGCCGCAUUCGUCGAGGCUGAGCCCCGCUGCUGCCGGUGAGCGCUCGGCCGUCGUGGGGUCCGGGGAGCCUGACGACGUGGACCUGGACACGUUCCGCGAGGCGCUGGCCAUCUCAUCGGCUCUGGGCUCGGGACGAGGCCACAGCACAGGCAGCGUGUCGCCGCCCGGGUUCCGCACCGCGGCCAGCCUGAGCAGCUUCAUCGCCGAGGAGUUCGCGCGCCACGUCGAGUCGCGCAAGCGGACUGCCCCGGGGAGCGCGAGCCCGGGAGAUGUCGUGAUGGACUCGCCAACGCACAAACGGCCGCGCCUCAUCUGAGUUUUCCAACCCCACCCCCUUCAACGUUGCGCCAAAAGAAAACAACACCAAGUCCCUCGCUGUGCGCGCCGUCGCGGCUUUUCUUCUACCCCACCCACCUCCGCUGCUUCGAUGAAGUCCCGCAGAGUCAUAAACCAGCUGCCAAAAAAUUAUAAAACGAGGAACGAAAAAUGAGAAAGCACCUGCCUUUUCUACGAAGGAAGAUCUCGAGAACACCUGUCGUUUCGAAACAGUGUGCAGUUGCAACAAGCCCGGUUGUGGACGGACGUAAGGAUGUGUUGGUGGUGUGUCAACGGCGAGGCCAAAAGCGCAAAGCUCGGAAGUUUACAAAGAAUCUUGCGGAUGCCGCGUUUGAACGCUGUGCGGGGGGAGAUGACUGUCAGAACCGAGGAUUAUGGACUUCGACUUCGUUGCCGGCCGCUUUGGCGUGGACUGCGGCAGCCGCGGAAGAGCACAGGCGCAUGGGCAGGAGCCUGCGUGUCUCAUCACCCGCCAAAGCCUGCGUUGUUUCAUCUAGGCGAACACUUGGCAGGCCGACCGUGGCCAGUCUCGGCCGUCAAGCCCUGCAGCCUACGACCACUUGCCACACGUCCACGCCGCAAGCUCCGAGCUUCGUUUUUGCUUCUCUGCACCCCACUUUCAGCGGGGCACGCAUUGCCAGGCCAACGUCCUUGGCUGUGCGCGCAAUGUUAAGCGAUCUUGCCGGUGACAUCUGGAAUCGUAUGCUGGGUGCGGGAUGUCCCGACGUCGGCCUGCGUGGAUUCUUGUUGAAGCUGUAGCGUGAAGAAGUGUGUGGCGGCGAUGUCCGCGACCGGGUUUCUUUUUUUCUGGAGCCGCAUAUGAGGUGUGCUCCUUGGUGCGAGAUUUGAAGAAAGAUGAAAUGUGGGGCAGUGUGACGAGAGUUUCUAUUUUUCUGCCAUUGCUGCCGCCAGACCACUGAUUUCUUUUUUUCUCUCUUUUGAUAGAUGGUUGCAUUUGCGUUGUAGGUACGACGGUAGAAGCAACAUGUCGAGGAAUCUGUUCUGCGCUGCCCAGUUGUGCUCGUGCGCGGUAGACUGGAACUCUGCGAGGCGCAGGAGUGUAUUAUAACGAUAGAAAGAGUGCGGGCAAAAAGGAAAGAGUGCAAAAAAUACAACGCCUGUGCUGCCUUUUCGAAUCAUCACCACAGAAAAAAACUACAAAAAAAAAACGCAGGCACUUUACGAAAGCCCACCGCUUACCGCACCUGUGUCGGAACGGAGCAGCGUUAGAUGUUAUGCAAAAAAAGUGUGUAGUUUCCUCGUAUUAUUAUUAUUAUUGGUCUUUUCGCAGAUAUCGAUUUUUGUCUAAGUGUCCAAAUAUAUUGUACCCAACUCGAGUGCUUAGUUUCAAACAAAAGUCUCAGUGUAGCCGCACCUUCGCAGUAAAAAAAAAUGCCAUCGAAGCGUGUCACGUUGCAAUUGCGUGUGACUGUUUUUACGAAGUUGGUGAUAACGACCGAGCCACUGCGCACGGUGUCGUUCAACUGAUUGAGGCAAUAAGAAGACUGUCGCAGAUAGGUCCCGUACCGUAAUCCAGUUUGGGCUCUGUUGAAACACCUUUUGUCAUUGAGUACAUUGUUAUUUUUGUUUUUUGUUUGCUUUCAUGAGUGCAGAGUAUAUAUUUCCGUUUUUUGACAUUUUUGCCCAUUUUAUGUAGGAACCAAGGAAAGAAAUAGGAAACAAAAAAACUUUUGUUGCGUCGUCCUGAGGUUUCGAUUUCGUCGUGUCUAAGCUCGGAGCCAUCGCUUUUUUGAUGGCUGGAGCUGACGCACUUUCGUUGCAAAUGUAUCACUUUGCGAGUCUUGUCAGCAAACAAACAAACAAAAAAAAUAUGAGUCUGACUGAAUGUGCUGAAGGAUUGGUUGUAAAAAAAUCCCGCCCGGAAUCGCAAUGUAAGAGCAGGCUGCGAGCGAUCGAGUGCGCAGCAUUGAUGACAGUCGUUACCGUUCAGGGUUGAGAAGGUCUUUCCGGAAUACCCAAUCAUCAUUUAGAUUGCCUCGGUGUUUUUUUUUUUUUUUUUUUUUUUUUGACGACCCUGUUCAGGCAUCAUAACCGGCAAUUUGUCAUGCCAUCAGGAGGGAGGUUUUGGGGCUUUGUUGCCCACGCCGCAGUCGUUGAAGUUGCGGUAUAUGCAAGUCACGAUUUGCCACAGUUUUUUUUCUUUGCUCGGCUUGUGCCCUAGCAUUGUACAGGUUAUUGCCCCACUUAUUACUACGAUUGCAUUUUUUUUCUCCUUGUUUCAAAUAUAUAGUUGUGUGCAUUUGUGAGAAUCUGAUUCUUUUAGGUUUGUUGUUGCGAAGGAGAUAGUUUGUUGGUCGGCGAAGUGUGUGUUGUUGCGGCAACGGGACGCCGUCAGAGUGGCUGGCUAUGGAUUCGUCUUCGGUCAAUGGCUGGGGCUAUCUAGCAUCAUGCUAACUUGGGGUAAAAUGCUUGGAAUUAUCGGAAGAUGUUAUGAAAACUAAAGGAAGUUUUGAGGCACCUUUCGCGUAAUAGACCAUAACGGGGAAAAGAAUGAAGUGAAGUUAACACUUUAAAAAACGUCUCUUUGUUAAUUAAAUGUAAGACAACGUGGAGAUGCUAGCCAAGAGCUACCGAUCGAGGCUGCGAUAUAAUUUUUUUUUUUGACGAAAACGCAGCAUGGUGUAGUGACAAGGCGUAUUUAAACAAGAACGGCCUCUCAACAUUUGCCACUAUUUCUCUCGGUAAAGUUGCAUUGUAGUUAGGUACUAAAUGUUACACCAACAAGAGUGCCUAAUGUGCAUAAUUAUAUCAGUUAAACUGCCCCUCGGCUUUUUCGAUCCGAAAUUUUUGAACUGGCAUGCCACAUUGCGCUAGACACAGCUCAACACCAUAGUUGACCGCAAUACUGGCUAGUUUUGUCGGGAAUACGUCAGACGUAUGUAGUCUACUGUGGUGAAGCCGUACGGGAAAUCGUACGAUGGAAACAAACUAGCAGCAGCGUCUUUUCUAUGCAACAGAGCAAAACUGCUCGCCACAUUUUGGAAAUCUCAACAACCACAUUGCUAAUGACUCCAUAGCUUGUUUUAUGCAGCACAAAAAGUGACGCUGUGCAGGCGGCAUCACUGGCAAGCCUCACCGGUGCACCGAAAGUAUGCUGCAGGAGGUUUAGUGGCCCCAUUCACAGACUUGGAAUAAAAUGACGUCCCAUAGCCGGCUGGUGUUGAUGGCUUCUCGUGGCUGACGAACAAAUAGGGUUUGAGAUGUAUGGGUUGCCAGCUGCGACAACGUCGGCACGGGUUGUGUUAGGGCUUGCAGGAGCUGAGCCAAGUGUUUUAAGAAAAAUUUGAUCAUGUUAGCGAAAGCUUUCAUUUGUUAUGUAACAGAGAGGGCAAUCUUGGCGUCUCGAGCACCUUCUUUGUGUGUGCUGAAUGUCGCAUGCAAGUUUGAAGCGAAGCACGUGAUUAGCAGACAGCGCAUAUUGUCGAAGACGCCGACCGACAAGUCGCGAGGCGAUCGCGUUGAAAACGUGCGUUUGAGGCGAUGCGAGGGAUUGUCGAUAUGUCUGUCGUAUGAAACCUGCACCAUAACAAGGUAUUCUAGCUGGAGGCAAAGGCAUCGUUCGUACAUUGCCAAAGCAAAGCAACCUUUCUUCUAUGUCGGCCAGCUUGAACGCACGUGUUUUGUCUUAGCCUGAACGUGCCCUGCAUGGCACUCUUACCGCUGGUGCACUAAAGCCAGCAGAUGUGAUUUUAAAAUAAAGAUGUCAGAGAUAGGUUCUGCACGGUUGGCACAAGCCAGGCACACCUCGGUGACUUUGAAUGUGGCUUCAUCAGUUCUAGAGAUGGAUUAGUACCCGCAGGUUAGUGAAUGGAUUUGUUUGAAGGCACGUUCUUGCCACAUUUUACGUGGCGCUGAGAAUUUCUUGCACGUUGGUGGUUCGUUAAAAGAGAGAUCCUGUGCAACGACUGGGGAAAAUACGGAGAUGCGGUACGUUUGAGAAACGCGGCACUCCUCGAUACUUGCUACUUUGAACUGUGGCCCAAUUGGCGAAAAAAAUCUCGCGCACCUGGCAUCUUUCGAAAACAUAGUUUUCUGCCAUGCAGCUGAAAGAUGACAAGGUGUUCUGGCUGUCGGCAAAGGCAUCAUUCGUACAUUUGCCAAAGCAACCUUUCUCCUAUGUCGGCCAGCUUGAACGCGCGUGUUUUGUUCUUCCGUUCCGAGAAACCUGCAAUCUCUGUAGUCUGUCCUGUCCUUUCUAUUUUGUGUGCUUGCUGAUCGAAGCUCCGAAAGCCCUGCAUAGUCUCGAUGCUUCAUCACCGCAACUGGCAACCCGGUGUUGCUAAACGAUUGUGUCUGUUUUGUGUUCCCAUCUCUGCACCUUUCUGUUUGUUGGGCUGCCAAAGAGAUGCGGUUAUGCGCAGAGUUCUUGUUAUGUUUGAAAGUAAGCGCCCUCGUUCUUUUUCUUGUGUACGGGUCUUUUGUGUAUUUGUACCACACUGUCAUUCGGUUCGGCACCGUUAAAACGCGAGCUUUGAUGCUGCUUUCUUCGUAGCUGACGGUCAUUGAGCGGUCAGUAGGCAAGGCUUUGCUCUUAGUAGCUGCACCUGGUGCAAUGCUGGUAGUCAGCGGAUGAUUGCCACCUAAGCAGGGCUUUGACAUUUAUAGGUGCGUGUCUUGACACUUGGCAAAUAGUGAGGAAGGGUUUACCACUGUAAAAGUGCGUCAAUGAUCAGUAAGCAGUUGGCAAGCAAGACCCUGCCACUGAAAAUGCUGCAUCUCGCAACACUACUAGCAAUUCACGACGUCGGGCAUACAGGGGACGAUAAGAGAAGCUCGUCUUAGCAAUGUUGUUGGCGAGUGAUUGGCAAAGAGUUGGCAGCAAAGAUUGCCACAAGGAAUGACGAGUUGCAACACUAAGUCACCAAACUUUGGCAAGCGGUCGAUGAGCAAGAUUUUGCCGUUGAUAAUUGCGCCCGUUUGCGAUACUAGUAGUUGGCAGACCAUUGGUGAGCAGUUAGAAAGGGAGGCUCCACACAGUUGGAAAAUGUCACAAAACUUGGCGAAUUGUUGGUGAGCACUCGUAAGUCACAUUACGGAAUUCAUUUACGCAUAACAGCACUGGUUAUCAGCACAGCAAUAGCAGGCAGCUGGUAAGCAAGGCUUUGCCACUAGUAGCAAUGUACUUCUCUACACUAGUCGCCAGUGAGUGAUUGCCAAGCACUCGUGAAGCAAGGCUUUACCAGUUGUAAUUGAGUUGUGGUGCCAGCAGUUGGCAAAUGAUUGGCAAGCGACCAGUAAAGGAGUCGCUGCUGCUGAUAAUCACGCGUCACAUCAGUAUUCUGCGAAUGACUGGCAGUAUAUUAGUAAGCUACACGUUUCAUUAGAACAGCAGAUUGUAUGGAGAGUGAGGAUUAUUGAUCUGAAAAUAGGUGUAGGAAAUAUGGGACAUUUAAAAAGCAAGAUUGACGAGCAAGUCAUGAAUCGAGACUGCAGCUCUUUCAUUUGUGCAUCCACAGAGAGGCGACCAAAAUGUAUAGAAUUCACAGUUGCUAUCACUGUCGCAAAUGCUGUGCUUAAAAUUGCAGUUCUGCAUUGCCGAUACUUUGAAAUUUAACUCUAAAUAGCAUUUCGUACGUUUGCUUUCCAUGACAAGGUCUGUCCGUUUUCGGUACAUCAACAUGCCCUUUCACAUUUUUGCCAAGCUUCACCCUAAAUUUAACCACCGUCUUGAAUCUGGUUUUCCACAAGUGCAACAGUAAUAUCUCGAGGUGAUCCCCAGGACUAUUCUGAGGCUUGACGUUUGGUUGUCUUUACUGUAAACGAGAUUUGGCACAUUGAACAGUCCCGAAAGCCUGAAUUUAAACUUGAGAUUUGUAACAACACAAGCGUUAUCCUUACUGUGCACGAAGACGAAAACUGAUGUUUUCAACUAUUGGGAACACAACGCAAUUUAUUCUACCUUUCAUUGUACCGUGGAAGUGUUUGCAAGGGCAUUUCCUGUCGUUAUUGUCAGUGUUGCAGCUUUCUGGUCUGAUGCCCCGCCCUAACAGGUUCUCGUAACUUCGUUUCUGGGUCUGGAGUCCGGUUUGAUCAGACCAAACGAACGGGUGUUGCCUUGCCACUUUAGCGCAAAACGGCUUUGGAAGAAUGCACAUUUCCUGCGGGAACUAAAAGAAAUCUUGUAAUAUACGAAAAAACGUACGCUGUACAAACUGGAAAUGCGAGGAACUGUUUCGAUGAGAAUGCGAACGGUCACGGUUGCGCAUGCGCGUCGACGGUGUUCCGCAAAAGCAGUGCCGCGAAGUACGACGUUUCAGCCUCGAAACAGACAAGGUGCCUGUAACCACACGCUCGCGAAGCAGUUAGAAAUAAAACUUGUAAUCCAGGCUUCGCUGCAGUCCCACCGCCGAGGACGAUGUGCUCAAUUUGACAUGUUCGACGUGCUGCCGAUACAUUCGUUAGUCGUCGUUUUCUUUCUUUUAGUCGAAGCCUCCCCCAUCUCCUCUUGCCAAGACACUAUAUGCACUAUUUCUCGAUGCAACUUUUUCACAAGCCCCGUUCCCCCCAACCCCAUCUCUUGUUGGAAUUAUUGUAUAUUUCGUAGUGUCUCAGCCGGACAACUUUGUUUUAUUCUCGGCUGACUUCGAUAUGUUCUUGUUUGUUUUUGUUCCCCCCCCCCCCCCAUACACACACACUUUGACAGCUGUGUACAGGCCGAUGUUAUGAUGUCACGCUUCUGUACAAAUACACGAGUGCUUGUCGGAGCAAA
Rhipicephalus sanguineus (brown dog tick) is the source of this 8076-nucleotide messenger RNA. Its product is annotated as telomere attrition and p53 response 1 protein. The record is from RefSeq and is a predicted model, not a curated record. NCBI's taxonomy places the organism in Eukaryota, Metazoa, Arthropoda, Arachnida, Ixodida, Ixodidae. Bases 532 to 1326 code for a protein of 264 amino acids. The transcript has 4 exons.